AUGAUGACCUUUCGCGCCAACCUUGUCCCAAACAAGACUACCUCGAUCUUUGAGAUAAAACCACCCGAAGACAUCGAACAAGAAGACACCAGAAAGAAGUGCGAAGACUGUAUCGAUCCACCCCCCGAAGCCCAAACAGCCACUGAUACCCCAGACCCAGACCUUACAAUAACCAAGGAGAUGUUCAACAUAUUCCGACAGAAGGGAAAAGACUACCAAGCCUGGAUGGAUUACCCAGACGACACCAAUUGCCAAAGAUCAUGCAUCGUUUCACCAAGCAAACUGAGAUUGGAGGAUCUAUUACUGACCUCCGACGGCAUGCCUCAAUGGGAGAUGUAUGCCGAUGCGUGGGUAGGUCCACCCGAGGAAAUCGGUGAUCCCCGUCUUCUCGGUCUUCCAAUUGGUACAUAUUACCACAAGCUAUGCAUGCGCAGCCGCGGGCUCGAGAAAUAUGGUUCGGUGGGUUGGAAUAAAUACCACGGACGUGUGACGUACAGUGCUGUCUUCGCUGACAACAACGUGAGAGUUGACGGUCCUCAAUGGUCUCAAAUCGCCCAGGCUCACUAUCAGCAGCUAUUUGAGAUUGAUUCUCUAAAGUACGUUUUUCGGAUUACAGUCGUCAAUGAUGAGACUCAUCCUUUCGUGGAUGAGGUACUUUAUCCGAGAUAUGGGCUUGAGCUUGAAAGCGAUAGUGAAGUGAGGACAUGGCAAUAUGGGAGUGAUGAUUACCAGGAGAUUAUGGGGACUACGCUGGGGAAGGCUGUCGGGGCGCUAGUUUUGGGGGCUUUCCCUCGGGGUACGCGUCGCAUUGAUCUGAUUCAUACUUGGCAGUAUGAGGGAGACUUGCAGAUGAGAUUUGAUAUCUCAGAGGUCCUAGGCCGAGCUCAAUUGAGUGUCUAG
Penicillium griseofulvum is the source of this 900-nucleotide messenger RNA. RefSeq lists its product as uncharacterized. Lineage: Eukaryota; Fungi; Ascomycota; Eurotiomycetes; Eurotiales; Aspergillaceae. The record is from RefSeq and is a predicted model, not a curated record. The coding region runs from base 1 to 900 and encodes 299 amino acids. The transcript has a single exon.